Molecule: messenger RNA, 3881 nt
Organism: Mirounga angustirostris (Northern elephant seal)
Lineage: Eukaryota; Metazoa; Chordata; Mammalia; Carnivora; Phocidae
Product: KRAB domain-containing protein 5-like
Exons: 5
Coding region: 3131-3523 (130 amino acids)
Biological process (GO): regulation of DNA-templated transcription
Source: RefSeq, a predicted model, not a curated record
GAGUGGGCGGGGCAUCGGCUCACGGUGGGCCCCGCCCCCGGGGCGUUUCUGGAUCUGCCAGACCUAACUUGGUCUUCGGGUUUGGAUCCUUAGUGCUUCCCCGGCGUAACGCGGAGCGUGGGUGCCUCCUGCCUGUUCUUCAUAAAUGUUUCCAGGAUUUUGGGGAAAAGCUUACGGUGCUGGGGACGCUUAGAAGAUGAGAUGUUUUCCUCCUACUGGGCUGGAAAGGGUUUGAGUCAGAAGCUGCCGUUGCUAGCGGUGGAGACGAGAGGGGGCGCUGGGACCUGGGCGGGGGUCGGUGUAGACCGUGGCUCCCCGCCGGGGAUAAGCUGCAACCCAGACAGGGAGAACGGCUCGUUUAGGUGAUGGAGGACUGGAGACGUCUGUCCAGGGGACACGAGCUGGAAGGGGACGUGCAAACCGUGCCCGUGCGGAAUGUGAAGCUUUAUACCCACUUGCACCAGAGCACAGCUUCUGUUCUUCACCACCCGCAGGGCAGAUGAGCAACCAGGGGCUUCAGGUCCAGCAGCUUUAAAGGGAAAAGGAUAGGUGGGUGGGUGGAGAGGAAUCUGAUAAUUUAGCUCACUAAUCUAUUGCUUUAAAACAUCAAUUAGGGGCACCUGGGUGGCUGGUGGGUUGAGCGUGGGACUUGUGAUUUCAGCUCAGGUCAUGAUCUCAUGGAUCCUGAGAUUGAGCCCCUCGUAGGGCUCAGGGCUCAGCGGGGAGUCUGCUUGAGAGUCUUUCCCUCUGCCCCUCCUCCAACACACGCUCCCUCCUCUAACAUAAAGAAAUCUUUUUAAAAAAUCAAUUAAAAAAAGAUAUUAGUUUCUUGGUUCAUCUACAGUGUGUUGAUCUAUUUUUUUUUUUUUUUAAGAUUUUUAUUUAUUUGACAGAGAGAGACACAGCGAGAGAGGGAACACAAGCAGGGGGAGCGGGAGAGGGAGAAGCAGGCUUCCCGCUGAGCAGGGAGCCCGAUGCGGGGCUCGAUCCCAGGAUUUUGGGAUCAUGACUCCAGCUGAAGGCAGACGCUUAACCGACUGAGCCACCCAGGUGCCCCGCCUUUGAUAUCUUGACUGCAGUUAAAGGAGGUCCAGAAUUAGAUGAAUGUCUUCUAAUGGUACCCAGUGGCUAUUUGGCUUUAAUUUGUGUCCAUGGCUUCCCUCAGGCUGGAUAAGCCACUGUACUCUGGGUUUUGCCUGGAUGCACAGAGCAUUAUUAAAACCAUUACCAACCCAGCCAACCUUCUAAAUGUAUUUUUAUUUCUUUAAUUAAUUAAUUUAUUUGACAGAGAGCACAAGCAGGGGGAGCAGGAGAGGGGGAAGCAGGCUCCCCGCUGAGCAGGGAGCCUGAUGUGGGGCUCCAUCUCAGGACCCUUAGGUCAUGACCCAAGCCAAAGGCAGAUGCUCUAACAACUGAGCCACCCAGGCACUCCUAAGCUUAUGAAUUUAAAACAAUCGUGAACACAUUCUUUGUCUCAUAGGUAUGGCCACCUAAUUUUUUUUUCCCUCUUUGGGACUGGAGGUUGUUUGACACAUGAAAGCUCUUAAUAAAUACACAACCAAAGCCCUGAAUGACACUCAAAUAGCAUUUCUCUACUAAAUACUGAAGUAACACAAAUGUAUAAAGCAAUUUUACAAAAUAGAGAAGCGUAAGAUGUUGUAAUUGCUGCACAAAUCACAAAAACAAAAUGCUGUGUAUACAGUCCAGAUGACCACAAAAGUAUUUCUGGGUUUCUAACAGACAUGGACACUCAAAUUGGCACUUUAAACAAUCCCUCUCUUUCCUUUAAUGCUUAGGUAAGCUCCUGGAGUCAGAAGAUUUUUGUCAACUAUCAAAGGACUCUUACUGGGCAUUUUGUUUUGUUAUUCUAAUCAUGUUUUGCUGUUUUCUCCCAUGUCUCCCCACUUGGUGCCAAGACUCCUUAACUGUCAUAACUUCAAGCCCACAGAUGGCCCUUUCCACUCAGGAUAUCUACACAUGCAGUCUCCCUUGGAUUCAGCUGCCUCUGUUUUCAUAACUCAUAUCUAUAUAAGCCCCAACUGACCAACGUUGACCCAUAGGUAGGGAUAUCUCUGUGUACCUAUUCAGCAGGAAGAAGUUACAAAAGAUGAGAACUUGCACUCUCAGCAACCUCAAAGAUUUAAGGGUCGAGAAACUGUUGGGGGGGAGUGGCGGGAAUGAUGUGGGAAAAAAGGCAGAAGAAAAAUUACUAUAUUUCCUUACUAUCUACAGCCCAUUGACAAGUCCUUGAAACAGGAAGAGUGACCUUCCUCCAGGGACUCAACUGCCUCCAACUUAAUACUUUGCCAAGGGCAAAGGCAAUCUUAUCCCAGCCCCCAGGAUCCUCUAAGUCUCCUUUAACAUAUAAAAACUCCGUUGGAAACUUCCUUUAUCUCUACCUGGCAAAAUACAUGUUGGCAAUCAACCUCCGAACAUAGGACCCCCCAAUAUACAUCUGAAGGAUCUCAUGACUGAGUUUUUACUAAACAGUAAUAAAUGACCUUUCCUAAAAAUAGGGGCGCCUGAGUGGCUCAGUUGGUUAAGCGACUGCCUUCAGCUCAGGUCAUGAUCCUGGAGUCCCUGGAUCGAGUCCCGCAUCGGGUUCCCUAUUCAGCAGGGAAUCUGCUUCUCCCUCUGACCCUCCCAACCCUCCCCCCUCUCAUAUGCUCUCUCUCUCAGUCUCUCUCUCUCAAAUAAAUAAAUAAAAUCUUUAAAAAAAAAAAAAAUACCUAGCUCCCUCAAGGUCCUGGAAACCCUGUUUCCAAAAUACCUGGGAGGCUUAAGCUAUCCUUAACCCCCUCCCAACUCCAAAGUAUAUAAUGGGCCACUCUUCAUGGCCCCAGUGCAGCUCUUUUUCUGCCCACAGGUCCUGUCCUGCUUUAACAAAACCACCUUUUUGCACCAAAGACCUCUCAAGAAUUCUUUCUUGGCUAUCAUUUUGAACCCUAAUGUCUUUUCUACAUCAUCUAUUAAGAAGAGAGAUGAUACCAGAAAUUAACUUUUCAGAUCAUAAAGAGUUGCCUGCAUGGAGUGAUUUUAUUUAUUUGCGAGAGAGAGAAUGAGAGACAGAGAGCAUGAGAGGUAGGAGGAUCAGAGGGAGAAGCAGACUCCCUGCCGGGCAGGGAGCCCGAUGCGGGACUCGAUCCCAGGACUCCAGGAUCAUGACCUGAGCCGAAGGCAGUCGCUCAACCAACUGAGCCACCCAGGCGCCCCGAGGAAUUCUCAUAUCUUGCUGAUGGGACUGCUGACAUUCAGGGAUGUGGCCAUAGAAUUCUCUCAGGAGGAGUGGGGAUGCCUGACCCACACUCAGCGGGAAUCGUACAGGGAUGUGAUGUUAGAAAACUACAGACACCUCCUCUUCUUGGGUCUCAUUGUGUCAAAGCCAGACCUGAUCAUCUUUUUGGAGCAAGAGAAGCAGCUCUGGGAUGUGAAGAGAAAGGAGACAGUAACCUUCCAUCCAGGAGAGGUAGGAGUUUACUCACAGUGUUGCCAUGGAGUGUCAGAGGGUGAACAGCUGUUGUGAGAAAGUGUCACAAAUGCUCGCUGUCUCCGAUGUGCCUCUUGUUCAUUUGUAUUGUCUGGAGAUGCUGUGUUCUCCUAACUGACUUCUGGAACAUUCUAAAAGGUAAUUUGGUCCAUUUUUGUCUCCAUGGGGGAGCAAAGUCCUGGUGGUUCCUAUUUCUCCAUUCUGUUGCUGUCCUAGGAUGGCUAUUAAUUUGGUAUGCAUGUGAAUGUAGUAAGUGAGAUAUCUUGUUUUUCAUCUGUUCAUGGUGUCUUUCUUUAACACCCCAAGCUUGUUGGCAAAGACCAGCAAAGAAGAUUGACUGCAUAGAGUGAUAGGGGAAGAUGUGGCAGCAGUGGACCUGAGUAUUUAUACUUAA